GGGUUGGACCUGGCUGCACUGAUGAAACCCUCCUCUCUGCCAUAGCUAGUGCUCUGCACACGAGCACGAUGCCCAUCACCGGGCAGCUGUCUGCGGCCGUCGAGAAGAAUCCUGGAGUGUGGCUGAACACCUCACAGCCACUCUGCAAAGCGUUCAUGGUGACAGACGAAGAUAUUCGGAAGCAAGAGGAACUGGUGCAGCAGGUGCGAAAGAGGCUGGAGGAAGCCCUGAUGGCUGACAUGCUUGCCCACGUAGAAGAAAUAGCAAGAGAUGGGGAAGCUCCUUCAGAGAAAGAAGGAGGUGAGGAAGAGGAGGAGGAAGAGGAGGAAGAAGAGCAGGACCACGACCAGGAGAUGGAGAAUGUAUAG
Molecule: messenger RNA, 368 nt
Organism: Tauraco erythrolophus (red-crested turaco)
Lineage: Eukaryota; Metazoa; Chordata; Aves; Musophagiformes; Musophagidae
Source: RefSeq, a predicted model, not a curated record